This is a messenger RNA of Limulus polyphemus (Atlantic horseshoe crab), 1100 nucleotides long. Its product is annotated as proline-rich antigen homolog. Lineage: Eukaryota; Metazoa; Arthropoda; Merostomata; Xiphosura; Limulidae. The transcript has 3 exons. The record is from RefSeq and is a predicted model, not a curated record. The coding region runs from base 153 to 479 and encodes 108 amino acids.
CGUGUUUGCUGCAUGUUACUUUCGCAAUCUCAGGUAGAAGUAGGUGGUAGCACAUAGUUAAUUUCCGUCUGAGUAAUAAGCAUGUUUUGAUAACACCGAGCAACAUAUUGUUUGUACGCUGUCCACUAGUUCUAUUGAUUGGUAAAUAAAGUAUGAGCUACCAAGGAAACUACAAUCAACCGCCCCCUGGUGGAUAUUAUCAGGGUAGUACAUAUUAUCCACCGCCACAACCUCAAGGUGGCGCUUAUUACCCACCACCACAACCUCAAGGUGGCGCUUAUUACCCACCACCACAACCUUCUGGUGGUUACUACCCUCCUCCUCCUCAGCCUCCACCACCAGGAGGUUAUUUGCCCCAAGGUCAACAGCCCGGUGCUACUACAGUAAUUGUGCGAGAAGAAAAGAAAGACAAUUGUGGAAGAGACUGUUGUUUAUGUGCUUUGUGUCUUGCAUUAUGCUGUUUCUGUUGUGAUGACUAAACUAUUGAGCACCACAAAUCAACACCUAGAAACGAUAACGUUUCCCCAAAAUCCUAUAAUGCAACAAAAGGAAAAACAAACAACUUAAGUUCAGUUGUAAAGCGAAAGCUGUUAAGCCGGAAGAAAAAUCUGAUUUUGAAGGACAUAAGCUGACCUAGAUCUUUUGUAUCUUUGUUUUUUGGAUAGUUGCAAUCCUUAUAGUUAGAGGGUAUAUACUAAAUAACUUCUGAAUAUUUCUUUAUCUUAGUAUGUUAUCUAAGCAAAAAUUCAUUUUGUAAAUAUGACUUUUUUAUUGGCAGUUGAUGAAAAAAUGAUAAAAUAAUGUUUCGAUAAUAUUCUCCUCAAAGAAUAACUUGUAACUAUUCUGUCAAACCUUCCUAAGAGAAUAUGGGAACAAAUGAAACUUUAGCACAGUAAGCCUAAAUAAGUAAUUGUUUGAAACCAUGCAAUGGUUUUCAUUAUUGUUUGAUGUUUCCUUGUGACUUGGUUAUAAAAAGUAUGUGUAAUUAUGAAUAUAAACUAGUUAGAUAUAUAAAGCAAUAUUAUAGGUUGAUUACAUUUUUUGGAAAAUUUAAAUUUUUUAUCGAAAUAUAUUUUAAAUAAAACGAGAUAUCAACGUUU